This is a messenger RNA of Geodia barretti, 756 nucleotides long. Lineage: Eukaryota; Metazoa; Porifera; Demospongiae; Tetractinellida; Geodiidae. The record is from the annotation of a GenBank genome assembly.
AUGACCCAGAUGCAGGCCGACUUCAGCGGGCGCAACGCUUUCGUGACUGGUGCCGGCGGCGGCAUGGGACUGCAGAUCGCGCGCGACCUGAUCGGUGCCGGCGCGCAGGCGACGCUCUUCGAUGUGAAGCCGGCGCCGGACGAUCUGCCCACCGGCGCCCGCUAUGUGCAGGCCGACCUUCGCGAUGCGGAGGCCGUGGCUCAGGCGCUGGCCGCUUGCUACGAGGCGGCGGGCCGGCUCGACUACCUGGUGAAUGCCGCGGGCGUCCUCCUGCUCGGCCGCGACCGCUCGCUCGUCGAUAUCGACCUCGGCGUCUGGGACGACGUGCUCGCCAUCAACCUCAAGGGCGCGGCGAUCUGCGCCCGCCACGCGGUGCCGUUGAUGAAGCAGACGGGCGGCGGCGCGAUGGUGCAAAUCUCCACCAUCCAAUGCGUGCGCGGCGACGACGCGCCCCAGGAUGCCUACCAGGCUUCCAAGGCCGGCCUGAUCGCGAUGUCGAAAUCGAUUGCCAUUCAGUUCGCGGCCGACGGCAUCCGCUCCAACACCGUCUUACCGGGGCCCACGCAGACGCCGAUGCAGCAGCGCUGGAUCGACAAUCCCGCGCUCAGGGAGGCCACGGAGGCAGCGGUGCCGCUGGGUCGCGUCGGUACCCCUCGGGACAUGGCAAAUGCCACGCUCUUCCUGCUUUCGGACGCGGCGUCGUUCAUCACCGGGACCGAGCUGAUCGUCGACGGCGGGGUCUUGGCGAAGCCUUAG